AUGGCUGCCCUCUACGCUCUUCCUCUUCUCUCCUUCUUGUAUUUCCCGGCCGAUUCUCAUGUAGAUGUUUCAGAACGGCCCUUUGUUAUCCUCUGGAAUGCACCAACUAGUCCAUGCUUGGACAAUUAUGGGGUAGCGAUUAACAUUCAAAAUUAUGACAUCAUCAUCAACCAGAACCACUCGUUCCUGGGCUCUGAGAUGGUGAUCUUCUACAACAGCCAGCUGGGCCUGUACCCCUACUACAACCAAGACAAUGAACCGGUCAAUGGUGGUCUCCCCCAGAACAGCAGCCUGGAGGAACAUCUGGAUAAAGCUCAGCAGGACCUGAGAAGCAUCAUGCUUGAUGUAAACUUUAGAGGAGUGGCCGUGGUAGACUGGGAACAUUGGAGACCACUGUGGGAUCGUAACUGGGAGAGAAUGCUACUGUACCAGCAGCGGUCACUACGGCUGGUCAGUCAACGGCAUCCAUACUGGUCAUAUAGGAAGACAAAGAGAGUGGCUAAGAGGCAGUUUGAAGCAGCUGCCCAGGACUUCUUGAAGACCACUCUUCAGCUCGGCCUCAGACAGAGCCCUCGAGGUCUCUGGGGGUUCUACGGUUUCCCUGAAUGUUAUAACUUUGAAUACAAGAACAGCAGUCAGAACUACAGUGGGAGAUGUCCAAAGGAGGAGGUGCAUCGGAACAAUGACCUGACCUGGCUCUGGAACGUCAGCCGGGCCUUGUACCCGCACAUCUACCUGGACAAAGACCUGAAAGGCUCUGAGUAUGUGCGGCCAUUUGUAAGGCACCGUGUGGAAGAAGCCAUCAGAGUGUCAAAGCUGCCAAAGGGCCCUGGGCUACCCGUGCUGCCAUACACCCGCAUAGUGUACACCUACAGCAUGGACUUCCUCACCAAGGAAGAUUUGAUCCAGACGAUCGGACAGAGCGCAGCUCUUGGGGCCGCGGGGAUCAUUUUAUGGGGGAACUUGGACUACAGCUCCAGCAAGGAUUCCUGUCUGGCCGUGAAGCUCUAUGUAGAGGAGACACUGGGUCCGUACCUGAAGAACGUCUCGGGAGCCGCGUCCAUGUGCAGCAGAGCCCGGUGCUCGGGGAGCGGCCGCUGUGUGCGCAAACACGCUAAUUCUGAUGACCACCUGCACAUGGACCCCGAAAUCUUCAGCCUGAAGAAGAGUCCUCAAGGGAAAGGCUACGUGAUCCACAGAAAGCGUGACAGGAAGAUGGCGGACGCCCUGUGGCCACAGUUCCUAUGUCGCUGCUACAGCGGAUGGCGAGGGAGUGACUGCUCACGGAAGACGGCCGAUAAUGGCACAGUCAUCCCAUAAAGCGACCGCCGUAAAGGGAACCAACCUGAAGCCACCGAUGUCCCAUCAUGCAUCACAUUCAUCCGUACGCUUAUAAAUUGUGGGCGGAGCUUAGAUGUCACAUGACUGUAUGCACAGAGGGAAGUGUCAAGUGGGUGGAGUCUAACACCUUCUGGGAAAGAUAGCUGUAACGGAGAUACAAGUCAUGAGCUCAGACUACAGGGGGCACGGUGGGGGAGGGGAGCGGACACGUUAUUGGGGACCCCAUUACUAGCAGCAGGAGCCCUGAGAAGCCAUGAAACCACAGAUGAGGUAGCAGGUAUGGGGGUGGAGGCCGUGUCGGACUGGGCUGCCUAGGGCCCACUGUUAAAAUUCAUUCUGGGGGCCACUGUACAGCAACACAGAGGCAGACGGCAGCAAGACCCUACAAGAUGACUGAUUGUGGGGGGCCGCAACAACUUCAGAAGGUGGGUCCCAGCGAAGAGGAUACUGGCUGGCCGCAUCUGAGGCCAUCCUAACCUUCUGACGCGUCUGUAACAAUAAACUGGAGAUCGGUUAUUUGAGAUUCGGUGCUGUUGGACUGGGGGCCCACCUUUCUCAGGGGCCCACUAGGGGAUUCCCAUGUGGGCCAGUCCGAGCCUGGGUGGAGGGGCCGCACAAUCUAUAUCAAGAAGGACGUAUAUAUGUGUGUGUGUAUCUACAGGUGAAACUCGAAAAAUCUGAAUAUCGUGCAAAAGUCCAUUUAUUUCAGUAAUGCAGCUUAAAAUUAGAAUUUUGUGAAAAGGUUGAAUAUUCUCGGCUCAGUGUCGCCCUCCAGUCGGCUAAUUGAUCCGUACCCCCCGAGCAAAGGGGACCGGAGGUUGUGACUUUGGGGUUUCAUAAGCCGUAAUCAUCCAAAUUAUACCAAAGGCCUGAGAUCUCGCUGCCCGUAAUCCGUCUCAUGUUAGUUUACUUUGCAGGAUCUUCUAAUUUUUCGAGUUUCACCUGUACACACAGUAUAUACGUCCUCCUGUGUAUAUAUAUAUAUGUGUAUGUACUGUAUAUGUGUGUGUGUGUAUGUACUGUAUAUAUAUAUAUGUAUAUGUUCUGCGAUCACUCAAAACCACAGCCAUUGAUUUGUAUAAUAGACUCGGCAUACACAUCCCCUGGACUCGGCCUGGAAGACGGGAUAGGCGGACGCGGCCCGGAGGCACCGGACAGUUCUGUUCACACUCUUGGCAAGUUCAUAAAGAUGAAGUCCCCUUGUGGUUUCGGUGUUGGUUCACACCCGCUGGCGGUUCUGCCUCAGAGUCCAUGAUCAGGCUUCAGGCGUCCGGUUUCCCCUCACACUGGUCUCGGACCUCCGAGCCCAGCACAAGCCUCAGAUCCCAGUACAGAGAUGUUCUCUGCGGAGCCCAGCUGUCUAUUAAAGGCAGGUAGGUGUUCUCAAAACCCGGGUCGGCACAUGAGAUCCAGUCCAGUGUCUGACCCCACCUGGCCGCUAAUCAGCCGCACAGCGCACACUGGGAGGGGCGAGCACUGUGGAGGUCACUGUUAAAGGGGCGAGC
Bufo gargarizans (Asiatic toad) is the source of this 2846-nucleotide messenger RNA. Its product is annotated as hyaluronidase-1-like. Gene Ontology annotation, molecular function: hyalurononglucosaminidase activity. The transcript is spliced from 3 exons. The record is from RefSeq and is a predicted model, not a curated record. The coding region runs from base 1 to 1320 and encodes 439 amino acids. NCBI's taxonomy places the organism in Eukaryota, Metazoa, Chordata, Amphibia, Anura, Bufonidae. Gene Ontology annotation, biological process: carbohydrate metabolic process; hyaluronan catabolic process.